UUAUAGUCAAUUGAAGUCAUAUUUAAGGAACUCAUAUAAGUCACUUUCUUUAAGUCUAGAUAAUUUUAAUACUAUCUUGAAUUUCCAGUCAUAUAAGUUACUCGUAAUCAAUUAUUAUAAUACAAAAUCAUGCUUGCUAGAUUAGGAAUUAAUCAAGGAUAUUUGGUCAGUGGCCACCUUUUAACUUAUUCUGUACUUUUUGGAGGAUCUUUAUACUAUUCAUAUAUUGUUUCACCUCUUGUUUUCAAAAAGUUACCAAGAGAGGAGUUCAGUAACUUACAGAAUCAAGUAUUUCCAACCUAUUUCAUUGGUCAAUCAAUUGGUCCUGUUCUUCUUGCUCUCAUUAGUCCUUACAAAUUCUGUCCAUUUACUUCAGGAUUAUUGGCUUUAAGUACCGUUGGUGGUUUACUCAAUUAUUUUUGGUUAUUACCAGUUUGUCGUGACAUAAAGGAAAAGAGAAAUAAGUUAGUUGCCGAUAAAUUAGAUAAGACAGCCACUGGUGAACUUACUGAAGAAUUUAAAGAAUUAAGUAGUCAAUUCGGUAAAUAUCAUGGUAUUUCUACUUUGGUUAAUACCAUCUCUAUCGUUGCUUUAGGUGUCUACGGUUGGACUAUUUCUAGAAAGAUCAAACUCUAAACAGUGUCCAUUUGUUGUAAAUAGGUUAAAAAUAAAAUC
Scheffersomyces amazonensis is the source of this 675-nucleotide messenger RNA. RefSeq lists its product as uncharacterized. The coding region runs from base 130 to 636 and encodes 168 amino acids. Lineage: Eukaryota; Fungi; Ascomycota; Pichiomycetes; Serinales; Debaryomycetaceae. The transcript has a single exon. The record is from RefSeq and is a predicted model, not a curated record.